Endocarpon pusillum Z07020 is the source of this 516-nucleotide messenger RNA. RefSeq lists its product as uncharacterized. The transcript is spliced from 3 exons. The record is from RefSeq and is a predicted model, not a curated record. Bases 1 to 516 code for a protein of 171 amino acids. Lineage: Eukaryota; Fungi; Ascomycota; Eurotiomycetes; Verrucariales; Verrucariaceae.
AUGCUCUUCAAGAUGCUCUUCAAGAUGCUGCACGGUCUGGCCAACAAGAUCAUGUUUGACACACCUCCAACAAGCACCACCACCACCACCACCACCACCACCACCACCACCACCACCACCAACAACAACAACAGGGUUACAAGCUUUCUAAGAAAGACUUCAUUCAAGAUGGCUAUGGAUAUCUCUAGACUGCUCGACCCUGAGGUUCAAGCCCAUCCCAUCCUCACUGAGACCUACCGUACAAUCCCUCGACUCGAACCACGUCCGUCAACUCCUGGCAUUAUAACCAUUACCAAAGCAUUAAAAAGCCUUAUAAGAGACACCGAGCAGGUUACCUUCGACGCCAACUCCUCAUCAACUCCCGCAACUACCCGGUACACCUCACGCAAGCGAACAACGACAGCGCCGAAGUCACCAGCCCGCAACCCAAAGUCGAAGCAGUCUACCUCCUCCCCAACGGCCUCCGUACCGUCCAAGCCAACACCGCCACCCAGAUCGCCCAUUUCACCUCCCUAA